CUGUAUGUGUCUAUAACAAAUUACAACUCCCUACAGGCAAAGGGAAGUAGUAAUGAGGGUAGCGAGUUGGGCUUAUGUCGGUUAGUGGUCCCCGCGGUUCUGUCGAGGCAGGUCGUGCUUAGUGCUGGCUGGCCGAAUUUCGGGUCCGAAUAUUGUGUAAAGCUUGAGCACUGUGGGUUAGUGAUUUAACAUCAAGUUGUCGGAUAUGAACAUAAAAUUGCCUACCAGAAAAUGAAAGACAAAGGAGGACAUAGCAGCUCGGCAGCAGACAGCCACCACCACUGUAAUCAUCACAACGCAAAAGUUGAAAUUCGCAUGAACAAUAUGGUGGCCAGCCAUGUGUGUGGUGUGUGUGGCACCGAGGCCACACUAGUAUGCGGAGGCUGCUCCGGUGUCUUCUACUGCGGAAAGGAACACCAGAAGCAGCACUGGGGUUCCCAUAAGAAAGAAUGUCAUCCAUAUAAAAUAGUGGCUUCUCCGGAGGCAGGAAAAUACUUAACAGCGUCGAGGCGACUUCGAGAGGGCCAAGUCCUCUUCCAAGAGCUUCCCCUCAUGGUGGGUCCUGUGUCUGUCUCGCCUUUGGUGUGCCUUGGUUGCCACUGUGCCAUUGAAGGCAAUGAUUUUCCUCGGUGUCCAGAAUGUCACUGGCCAUUGUGUUCAUCGUCGUGUGCUUCUGGUACUAUCCACCAGAGGGAGUGCCCAGUCCUUGCUAUAGAUACAAGGCGCAUAGGCCCGCCCACAAGUCCGGGCCUCCCCACUCUCCGGUAUGAUUCCAUCCUUUUGCUUCGCUGCCUUUCGUUGCGUUUUGAUCGACCUUCUGACUGGGAGACAAUACUGGACAUGGUCAGCCAUGCAGAGCAUUACCAGAAGGCUCAGGAUAUGGUUCACACAGUCACUGUACGUUAUGUAAAGGAAGUACUAAAGGUAGACCUUGACAAUGACAUCAUUCACCAAGUACGCGGUGCCAUCGCUGCAAAUUCAAUAGAAAUACGAAAUAUAGAUGGGACCAAAAUCAGAGCAGUAUACCCUAGAGUCCGUCUUUCUAAUCACGCCUGCACGCCCAUGUUUUCCCUCUUCUUCCUAAGAGGUGCUAUGGAGGUUCGGACGGCUGUCAGUGUCGGUAAAGGGGAACCCCUUUACAUUUGUUACACAGGGACAACUCUGCCUCUUUGGGAACGACAGAGGAUCUUAAACGAUACGUACUUCUUCCGCUGCGAAUGUAACCGCUGUAUAGAUCCAACCGAAUUAGGCACACAUUACUCGUCCCCAAAAUGUCCAGAGUGCAGUAACCGAUACUUAAAACCUCAAUCUUGGGUGAAUCAAAUAACUUGGGAAUGUGACAACUGCAAAACUGAACGAUCUGACACGGAAAUACAAGAACACGUGAAAGAAUGGGAGGAAAGAUUUAGCAUGGAUGAUGUAUUUUCCAAGAAAUCUGUCAAGCAGAUCAAGAAGAUGAUCGAUUAUAUUGAGAUCGAGUUUCACGCCCACCAUCACGUGUGGCUUACGGCGGCUCAGGCGGCGCUGCGGGAGCUGAAGUGCAUAGAUACGGAAUACAGUCUGCGACUCCGUGCUGAACUUUGGUCGAAGCUUCUCAGUUUACUGAGUGUCCUUGAGCCGGGACUGAGCAGGAGGCGAGGCAUUGUGUUGCUUGAAACCGGCAUCGCCUUCCUGGACGAAGCGAAGAGUGAGCACGAGAGCGGAAACGCGUUUGUGCCGCAACUAAUAGAGAGGUUGCAGAUUGCAGCAAAGCACCUGAAGGAAGCCGCGAACAUCUUAGGGCUGGAACCCCCAGACUCACAGACGGCGCCCCUGGCCAGCAAAGCUCAAGAAAAGGUGGUCAUGACCGAGAACUUCCUGACGAGGCUUCAGGACGGGGCUGUCCGAGCUGAGUAAAGUGUCGUGCUUCCAUCAGACUUUCCUCGGUGAUAUAGUACUUGGACUUUCAAUCGUUGUAAUUCUAAUGACGGACUGAACUGAACUUAAGUAAAGUAUUAUUGUUAUGUAUUGUUUCAAAACUAUUCUUACAUGGAAUUACUUGAAAUACUGCUUUGCUUUACCAUCUAGUAGCUACUGCUUUUAAAAAUCUUGUCUUUCUUUUAACAGGAACAAAUGGGUUAACAUAAUAUAAAAUGCUAUUGUUAGCUUUUGCAAGAAUCAUGGCAAAUCGUAAUGGUGAUGCAAAAUAUUCAGUAAUUAUUAAAGAAAAAUAUAAAGUU
This is a messenger RNA of Penaeus monodon (black tiger shrimp), 2219 nucleotides long. Its product is annotated as SET domain-containing protein SmydA-8-like. Lineage: Eukaryota; Metazoa; Arthropoda; Malacostraca; Decapoda; Penaeidae. The record is from RefSeq and is a predicted model, not a curated record.